AUGUCUUUCCUCACACGCACCGCUCCGUUCAUCACCGCGCGAGCCACGAACAUUGUCGCCCCAUCUAGUGUCCUUGCCUAUCGAUCCUUUUCCACGACCCGGGCGACGCAAAAAGGGCCUAUUGAGGCUACUAAGGAGACAAUCAAAAAGGUUGAUCGAACAGUAGCAAAUGCUGCUGUGAAGGGCAUUGAGACGGGGGAAAAAGUAACCAAAAAGGCACAGGAGACCAUUGGAAUAAAAGGUCAUGAAGCAGAGGGCAAGGCCAAGGAGGUGGCCGGUGAGGCAAAGGGAAAGGCAUCCGAGUUGGAAGGUCGAGCUAAAGGAAAGGCUGAGGAGCUUCGGAGCCAGAUAAAGCCAUAG
This is a messenger RNA of Talaromyces rugulosus, 360 nucleotides long. RefSeq lists its product as uncharacterized. Bases 1 to 360 code for a protein of 119 amino acids. Lineage: Eukaryota; Fungi; Ascomycota; Eurotiomycetes; Eurotiales; Trichocomaceae. The record is from RefSeq and is a predicted model, not a curated record. The transcript has 2 exons.